Benincasa hispida (wax gourd) is the source of this 5512-nucleotide messenger RNA. NCBI's taxonomy places the organism in Eukaryota, Viridiplantae, Streptophyta, Magnoliopsida, Cucurbitales, Cucurbitaceae. The record is from RefSeq and is a predicted model, not a curated record.
UCAAGUACUACACAAGAAGUCAAAGAGGGUUUAGGUCAAUACAAAGGUUCAAAAGACAAAAAGCAAGCUGUUAGAAGAAAGAGCCCUAAUUGUUGGUUUCAGCAUUAUCAACUUGAACGUGUUGUUUGAUUCACAUAGUAUAGUGGUGCAUAUAGAUAAUUUUUCCUGCAUUGAGAAACGACUGAUGAUGGUUUUUGUCUUUUUCUACUCUUUGCUCAGCAUGCUACAUGAACAUAAUUCAUUUUCGAUGGAGUUUGGAUGUCACUGAACCAAAAAAAAAAAAGUAGUAUAUAAGUUUUUGGGUUGCGUGAUUGAAAAAUGUAAACAAAAUUUUUAUUUUUGAAAAAUAUGGAACUAUGUACAGCGUUUUUGUAAAAGUUUGUUUGGCUUUAGAGAAAUGAAGGUUCUUGGAUAUUUCUUCAUUUAUUUAUAAUUUAUUUUUGUUUUUUCCCAAAUAAGAAAUGGUGAGGUUGUGAGGGAGCCUUUUUGACAAGACACUUUUUUAAAGCACUGUUUGGUGAUUUGUGAAAGUUGAAUUCUUUAUUCAGUUGUUGAGGUUAAUUAGGGGAGACUUUGGUUUUGUCUAGGAAAAGUGUGUUCGUAUGUCUAGCAUAUGAUCUUUGAUGAUUCUAGAAAGAGCUUUUUUCAGAUUAUUAUUAGUCAUGCCAACCAGAUAUAGGUCUUCUAGGAUGUCACUUGUAUAAGAAAGUAGAAUCCUUCUGGCAAGUAGGGGGUGUGUCUUUCAUAGAGGCCUUUUGUAUUUUUUUUUUUUUUUUUUAAAGGAAACAAGACUUUUCAUUGAUAAAAUGAAAAGAGACUAAUGCUCAAAAUAUAAAGGGCUUUUGUAUUAAAUUCAAAGAAUGGGAUCGAGCAGUCCUUGAGUGAAUCUCUGUUAUUCCCAACUGUUGAGGCUGGAUUACAAUUUCAUAAUCUUCCUUUGAACUUGUGGAAGGACGUUUUGCAAUCCUUAUGGGGAUGCAUGUGAGGAUUUCAUUUAUUGUACAAUAAAUCCUUGAACUGAACUGAUCUGAAUGUAUGGGAGUUAUUAUCAAAGUUCCAAAAGAUUAUCUUGGGUUUGUGCCAGCAGAAGUCACUUGCUCAUUUUGAUUUUUUUUUAUGUUGCUCAGUCCUUACGAUAAAUUUGGACUUCUAAUGAACUACAAAGCUGAAAUUCAUGAAUGCUUCAUUAAGAUUGUUUUGAGGAAAAUUCUUCCUCUUCGGCUUUGUAUGUUAUCCGGACAGCUUCAACUUCUGGGGAGUAGGGAGUUGUGACAAGAGCUGUGCGACUUAUUAGGCAUUUGUAACAGUCCUGAGUGUAUUAGUGGGCAUUCAAAUGUAGUUAGAUGAGUUUAUUUUAUUUUAUUUUUUGGGUUAUAGUUUUUCUAUUAAGUGGCUUGGAUGGGUUUAUCAAAGCCCUCGGAGUGUGCACUUUUAUUUGUUCUCAUUGGUUUUAUUGUAAGCUUGAGCAUUGUAUGGUUUGUUUUGAUGUUUUUAUUUUAUUGUCUUAUGGUAGAAGGUUUAGAGACUUUUUGGAUAGUUGGCUUUUAGUCGGGUGUCUUCCUUGUAAGUUGCAGCAACUACCAUUGUGACUUUUGAUUUUAUAAAUAAAAAUUUCUUUCUGCUUUCACCUUUUUUUGGUUUAUUUGUUUGUUUAAAAUGGAGUCUUCCUGCUAGCACAGGAUGUGUGAAAAAGUUUAACAAGCUUGUCUCGGAGCUUUCUCAUUGAUAUCAACUACCAUUUUGACUUUUUAUUUUAUCAAUAACAAGUUCUUUCUUCUUUCACCCUUUUUUUUUUGGUUGUUUGUUUAAAAUGGAGUUUUCCUGCUAGCACACCUGUGAAAAAGUUUAACAAGCUUGUCUCGGAGCUCUCCCAUUGAUAUUCCCCUGUCAAAUGGUGGUUCGAUAUGAACGAGCAACUUGUUUUUGUUUUCAUUGAUUGUUUUUUGCAUCGGUGCCCCCCCACCAAAUAUGCUAUCCAGCAAGUUCAAGAAAAUUUUUGGGUCACUUCCCCAUUCUCCUUGAAAGUGCACUUGUAGGGUCUAAUGGCCUUCCACAAAAAAAAAAAAUUCUGGCUUCAUCAUUAUGGUCUUCGCACACUUAUUUGGGGGGGUGGGGAAGGGAUCUUAUUGGGGGGAAGGUUUGAAUCCUUCUGAUAAUUCCUUGAUUUUAGGAGAGUUUGAUAUCCUUUCUCACUUUUUUCACACACCGACUUCUCUUACCGAAAAUAUCUGUUGCCAAAGAAGAAAGACUGGAAAAGUUCAACCAAAAUAUGUUUCCAUGCUUAUCAAGACCUUGUUGAGCGGAUACUAGCCAUUCUUUCUGAUGAACAAGUUUCAAAAAUGUGGGCAAAGAAAAAUGCUGUUGGCAAGGAUCAAGUGGCAAAGCUAGUUGAUGACACCUACAGAAAGAUGCAGGUUUCUUCUGGGGCCACGGAUUUAGCUUCUAAGGGUCAAGGUGUCUCAGACAGCAGUAAUGUGCAGGUAAAAGGUGAAACAGAUGAUUCUUUGCAAUUAGAUACAAAGGUUCGGUGUCUUUGUGGAAAUGGUUUGCAAACAGAAUCGAUGAUUAAGUGUGAGGAUCCACGGUGCCAAGUGUGGCAGCACAUUAGCUGUGUUAUAGUUCCGGAGAAACCUACAGAAGGAAAUCCACCAUAUCCUGAACACUUCUAUUGUGAGAUCUGUCGACUCAAUCGCGCUGACCCUUUUUGGGUUUCAGUUGCACAUCCUCUGUUUCCCGUAAAGCUGAUAACCACAAUGUCCGCAAAUAUUCCAACGGAUGGUACAAAUCCGAUGCAGAGUGUGGAUAGAACGUUUCAACUCACAAGGGCAGAUAAGGACCUACUUUCUAAGCAGGAAUACGAUGUUCAGGCGUGGUGUAUGCUUUUGAAUGAUAAGGUUCCAUUCAGGAUGCAAUGGCCUCAAUAUGCAGAUUUGCAAAUUAAUGGUUUAGCUGUUCGUGCUAUUAAUAGGCCCGGCUCUCAACUUUUGGGGGCUAAUGGUCGUGAUGAUGGCCCAAUUAUCACAGCAUGCACAAAAGAUGGAAUGAAUAAGAUAACAUUAACAGGGUGUGAUGCUAGAUCCUUUUGUUUAGGGGUUCGGAUUGUGAAACGUCGCACUGUUCAACAGAUUCUAAGCAUGAUCCCUAAGGAUUCAGAGGGUGAACGUUUUCAAGAUGCUCUUGCCCGUAUUUGCCGCUGCAUUGGUGGUGGGAGCACGGCAGAUAAUGCUGAUAGUGACAGUGAUUUGGAGGUUGUUGCAGAAUUUUUUGGGGUUAAUCUACGCUGUCCUAUGAGUGGCUCAAGGAUGAAGAUUGCUGGACGAUUUAAACCUUGUGCUCAUAUGGGAUGCUUUGAUCUUGAAGUGUUUGUAGAAUUGAAUCAGCGUUCAAGGAAGUGGCAGUGUCCAAUUUGUCUGAAGAACUAUGCACUGGAGAAUGUUAUUAUAGACCCUUAUUUCAACCGUAUAACAGCUCUGAUGAGACAUUGUGGAGAAGAUGUUACAGAAAUUGAAGUUAAACCUGAUGGUUCCUGGCGUGUGAGGUCAAAAACUGAAAGUGAGCGCAGGGAUCUUGGUGAUCUUUGCAUGUGGCAUUCCCCUGAGGGCAUUGUGUGUGUUUCAAACGAGGAAGUUAAACCAAAGAUGGAAGCAUUGAAGCAGAUAAAGCAGGAAGGUGGAUCAGACCGUGGUCUGAAACUUGGCAUCAGGAAGAAUAGUAAUGGGGUUUGGGAAGUCAGCAGAACUGAAGAUAUCAAUACUUUCACUUCUGGUAGUAGAUUACCAGAUAACUAUGGGAGCCAUGACCAGAAGAUUAUCCCAAUGAGCAGCAGUGCCACCGGCAGUAGGGACGGUGAAGAUCCAAGUGUAAACCAAGAUGGUGGUGUAAACUUUGAUUUCUCUACUAAUAAUGGGAUUGAGUUGGAUUCUCUUUCCUUAAAUGUUGACUCAACGUAUGGACUUACUGAACAAACUCCAAUUGCUCCAGUAGGUGAAGUCAUUGUUCUAAGUGAUUCAGAUGAUGACAAUAACAUUUUAAUUUCACCUGGAACUGUUUAUCCAAGCAACCAUACAGAUGCAGGUGAAGUUCCUUUCUCCAUGCCACCUUCUGGACUCACAGAUGCAUAUCCUGAAGAUCCAACUUUAUUAUCUGCUGGAAAUUCAUGCUUGGGUCUUUUUAACUCCCAUGAUGAUGAAUUUGGCAUGCCUGUUUGGUUACCUCCUGGAACUCAAGGAGGCGCUGGCUUCCAAUUGUUUAGCUCUGAUCCAGAUGUAUCAGAUGCUCUAGUUGACUUGCAGCAUAAUUCCAUUAAUUGUUCCACCAUGAAUGGAUAUGCAGCUACUCAAGAGGCUGCUAUAAGUCCUGCUUCUCUUGUUCCAGGUUCUUCAAUUGGCCGUACUGAUGGUGACAUAAAUGACAGCUUGGUUGAUAAUACCUUAGCUUUUGCCGGUGAUGAUCCAUCUCUUCAAAUAUUUCUUCCUACAAGGCCUUCGGAUGCACCUAUGCAGUCUGAUUUCAGAGAUGAGGCUGAUGUAUCAAAUGGUGUUCAUACUGAAGAUUGGAUCUCUCUCAGGCUUGGGGGUGAUGCCGGUGGUAGCAAUGGGGAGUCCAGGACCUCCAAGGGAUUAAAUUCAAGACAGCAUAUUCCCUCAACAGGAGGGGAAAUCAAUUCAUUGUCUGAUACUGCUUCUCUGCUUCUUGGAAUGAAUGAUGUUAGACAUGACAAAGCAAGUAGGCAAAGAUCAGAUAGUCCUUUCUCCUUCCCUCGCCAGAAACGUUCUGUCCGACCGCGGAUCUGCUUUUCUAUAGACUCCGAGUCAGAGUAGGCUAUGGACUUUUAGGUGACCAAGAAUUGUUGCUGCUCUCAUUUGAAUUUUUUCUGGGGAUAGGCAAGACAAGACCGUAAAUAUUCAUUUUGGUCCAUCUCAUCUUCAAACUUUGAAGUAUGUUCAAUGUUUUUGUGGGUAAGAAAGUUGAUGACACUGAUUGUGCUCAUAAGCGAGCCAUCGUCGUGGAACGAAGCUAGCGGAAGGAAUCUGACCACUCAUUUUGGAAAUAGGUAAGGGAUAUGUCAUACCCUAAUUUCAAUUCUCUUCGCUCCUGAUGCCUAGUCCUAAUUUGAUUUAUGAGAGAGCAGGUUGGUCGGAUGACUUGUGUGCCUCUAGUUCCGGUGCGGUUAAACUGUACAGAGAGAUGUGGUCAUAUGAAAUUUGGUGGCCGUCAUGUAAUACAAAUUUUUUCCUCUGCGAUGAGAGCAAUUAGCUGUAAAUAUCUUUGAUUGAGAUCUAGUUUAUUUAUAGAAAUUAAUUUUACACCAGAAAGAAAAUUUUAAUGUUUAAUUGGCCUAACCUUUCUAGAUUUCCAAAGGGUAAGGUAGUUUAUUGUCAUAUCAAAGCAUUGGUAAUGUAAUGAGUGGUUGCUGCCCCUCUUUCUUUGUUGUUACGUUUUCGAAACCGACAACUCGAAAUACAUUGAUCGUUUCAUUGCCAAUGAAAAUCGUUCAGGAAUUUGUGUAUCU